Messenger RNA from Leishmania braziliensis MHOM/BR/75/M2904, 3339 nucleotides. Its product is annotated as potassium channel subunit-like protein. Lineage: Eukaryota; Euglenozoa; Kinetoplastea; Trypanosomatida; Trypanosomatidae. The transcript has a single exon. Bases 1 to 3339 code for a protein of 1112 amino acids. The record is from RefSeq and is a predicted model, not a curated record.
AUGAGUGGCGCGUCGCCGGCGACGCCGACGCCAAACGACGCACCGCCACCCAUCACGAUCGCUGCCGCGUCCUUCACCGCGGAGGACCUGAACGCUAGUACAACGGCGAUCCCAGUCGCCAAGGGAUCCGCGCACCUCAACGCGAAGCUCCUCAUGGUCAACCUCGGCCAGGACGUGCAGGCAACGGUCCUUAACCGCUUCCGAAACCUGCAGGGUACCAUUCACUCACAGUUGCGCAACCUGCAGAAUAACGUUGCCAACCUGCACCACUCCACACCAGCCUCCCGACUGAGCCACUGUAGAACCGCAGGCUCUACCACGACGACCAACUCCGCUCUCGCCAUCCACAGCCUCCGCAAGCUGUUCGACGUCAUCGAGCAGCGCUACUCGCACGUGUCGAUCCUGCUGCUGCUGUGCAACGUCGGGUUCGAGGCCGCCGCCUUCGGCAUCUACCUGCACGUGCAGAGCAACCACAUCACGGAGAACUGGCGCGAGUUCGACUGGGGCCUCCGCUACUUCAUCGCCGAGGUGCUGCUCAGCGCCGUCUUCAUGGCUAGCUGGAUCUCGCUGUUGGCGGUGGAGGCAAAGAAGUGGGCCUACGUGCUCACCGCGCGCUCGCUCAUGAACUACCUCAGCAGCGGCUGGAUGCUGCUCCUCGCGCUCGGUGCGCUCCUCACACUGGACCGGGCCUGGACGCGUGUCUACGCACCCAUGUUCCUGCGUGUGUGGUGGCUUCACGAGAGCCUGCUGUCGCUGCUGCACUACCCGCAGAUCAGCGCCCACUUCACCGAGAACCGGCUGGAGAUGGUGCGCUCCAUGAUCCAGUGCAUUGCCGUCAUCGGCAUUAGCGUCGGCAUCCUGCAGGCUGUCGAGAGCUUCUGCGGCGACCCUGUCGAGUACUUCGAGAUGGUCUACAUGAUGCUGCUGUCCUUCUCGUCCAUCGGCUACGGCGACGUGACGCCGCUCACGGUGCAAGGCCGCCUUCUCAUGAUCGUCUUCAUUGGUGUCGGCUUCAGCUAUUUCGUGCCAAUCCUUCAAUACGUGGCCGACCUCGGCGUGUACCACCUCUCCCACGCGUACUACACAACGUGGCUCAAGCGCACGGACCACGUUGUCAUAUGCGGCAAUCUUGGGUAUAACGAGCUGCGCAUGCAGCUGAAGAACAUCUUUGCCGAGGACCGGCAUUACCUGAAGAUGAAGGUGGUGCUGCUGCUUCGCGAGCAGCCGUCCGCGCAGGUGUUGCUGCUGCUCAACUCCCCCAAGUACCGCAGCGCGGUGCACCUCCUCGUCGGCGAUCCGGGGGUUCCGACGGACAUCGACCGCUGCAACGCGCGCGGUGCGUCUGCCAUGUUCCUCUUGGGCGCGGGCACCAACUCCAGCUAUUACAGCGACUACGACCUCGCCGCUCAGGCCAUGACUGUGAGUGCGCUCGUCCCCGACCUUCCGUUGUACAUCCUCCUACAUCGCUCACGCUACACCAAGUCGCUCAUGCCGAGCCGCGCCAAUGUGCUGGAGUUCGAGCGACUCAACCACAACCUGCUGGGGCUGGGAUGCGUGUUGCCGGGCAUGAUCCCCUUCGUCGCCAACCUCAUGCGGAUGUUCGACCCUAUGACGACCGAGGCGCUGUGGGAGCUGCGCGACCUCAAGGACCUCUUCGGGUUCAGAGGCAGCAAGGCGAGCCUGCGCGCGAUGCGAAAGAUGUGGACACCCAAGCGAGCAAUGCUCACCUACGGCGCCGCGACAAUCGAGCUGGGCAACGGUGCGGAGCCGGACUGGAUGAGCACGUACGAGGCGUCACUCGCGCAGCACGUGGAUACGGUGGCUGCACCCACGCCGGUGCAACGAGGCCACUACACCGUCGUCAGCCUGGCGCGCCUGCUGUACAGCACCGAUAUAACUCUCAUUGGCGUCGUGCGUGACAGCGGUAGCGGUGACAGUAUUGUCGACCUGGCCCCGCGCGGCUCGCUGGUUGGCGUGCAGAAGCUGAUCGUCAUCUGCGACGUCCGCCGCGCUGCGCAGGGCGUCGUGGACGAGAUCGUCCACGAUGCCCUCCUCCACCCCACCCAACGCGGCAGCCCGACCUCGGCCAAAAUGCCGCAGCACGAGUUGCUCCACAACCCGAAGCAGCACCCCCACCGUCGCAGCGACAGCGCCAGCAGCGCAGCGGCGACGGCAGCGACCGUCCUCGGCGCUGGCGCGGUGGAGCGGCCGCGGCGGCAGCCCCGCGUGGAGGCCAAGCGCGAUGCGGAAGGGCGCAUGCCGCUGGCCGCCGUGAGCCCCGUGCCCAGCGCCGCCGCCGACGACGAGGAUGCGCUGAUUGAGGCGCUGGUGUCGCCGGUGCUGCUAGACGCGGGGCGUCUCGGCAGCCUGGCAUGCGAAAGCGCCAGUGCCGGCGCGCCAGUCACGGUGACCCAGUCCUCGCCGGUGUUCCCCGUCCCCACGGCGGCGCACAGCGUGCUGCGCGUGGAGUCGGACGUGCGCCACCUCGCCAACCACUACGUCUUCAUCGACCUCUCCAGCGCACACGAGCGCACCAACUGGUCGCCCGAGGCCGCCGUUGAGUCGCGCACCGCCAAGGCAGCGGACUACUACGACACCAUGCGCCCCGUGCGCCAGCACAACCCCGACAGCGACAUCGUGCUGCUCGCGAGCGACACCAACUACGACAGCCUCAACAACAUGUGGGAGGAGGAGGACGUCACCGGCUCCCUCAUCGUCGUACAGGGAUGCGGCCUCUUCACGUCCGACCUGCGCCGCUGCAACGUCGCCAAGGCAGCCGCCAUCGUCAUUUUCUCCGCCGGGGACCGCUGUGACGACCACGGCGACUCACUCUCCGUCCUCGUCAUGCAGCUCGUGCGCCAACUCAUCGAUGAGGACAAACACAACGGCGCCGCCGACAUCCCCAUCGUCGUCGAGGUCGAUCACGCCGAGCUGGUGCCUCUUUUCGGGCCCGCCACAACUGUCGGCAAGGACGCCAAGACGUCGGAGUGGGUGCUGGAGCCGAGCUUCAUGUCCGGCUGCGUCGUGUGCCGCCACAUGCUCGACACAGGCCUGCAGGAGAUGCACUUCACGCCCGAGCUGCUCCACGUGCUGGAGCAGCUGCUGUCGUCGAAGUCUGAGUCGCUGCUCGUCACCGUCAUGGCGCCGGAUGCGGCGUGGGUCGUCUACGAGGACGCCACGUCGUUCGGCCUCGACAACGCCCUGCUGCCGCUCGCGAUCCACCGUUUCCACGAGAUACUCCGAGACAACAACAGCAUCCCCUUCCGCUACAUCAUCACUAACCCGCCGCCCUCCUUCCCGCUGCACUCCGACGACUUCAUCUACUGUCUCAAGCUGUGA